Trichomonas vaginalis G3 is the source of this 1833-nucleotide messenger RNA. RefSeq names its product GTPase activation domain, GAP family. The transcript has a single exon. Gene Ontology annotation, biological process: regulation of GTPase activity. The record is from RefSeq and is a predicted model, not a curated record. The coding region runs from base 1 to 1833 and encodes 610 amino acids. NCBI's taxonomy places the organism in Eukaryota, Parabasalia, Trichomonadida, Trichomonadidae.
AUGUACAUUGCUCGAAAAUUUCGGAAACUUGAUGAACCAGAUUAUGAAGAAAUGAAUUCGAUUUGGGCUGAAACCAUGAAAGUCCAAGAGCCUUUAGUUGUUUUUCCUGACUUUUUUGAUACAAUUAUCGAAUCUUUCAAAGAAGACAGCGAAAUUUUCAUUUAUACAUGCGAACAUUUUAACAAAUCCGAAAACAUUGUGCCUGCUGAAUUUAACGAGCUUCCAACUCUUACGAAAAUUGCAACAUUUGUUAGCUGUUUCAAAAACAUCUUUACACUCGAUGAAUUGCAUACUUUCUUAUUAGAUCUCAAUAUUUCACUCGAGAGAAUUAAGCAACGUUUCACUCACAAACAAUAUAUCCAAUAUAUUACAAUAAUUCACAUUUAUUCUCGUAUAUUACAAUCAAUUGGCGAAUACGAAGUAACUAAAUAUUCAUUUCCAUUAUCAAAAAUGUUUACACAAGCUUUAAUUCCUCAAGAUAGCAAAAUCUUUACGAGUUUUACUGUUAAUUUCGAAACUAUAUACAUCAGUCCCUGCUUUAUCAUCGAUAAAGAGAAAAACAAAACACCAGCAUUCAUAAAAUUGCUUUCUGAUGGAACAUUUCGAAUUUUUGAUGUUGUUGAGGCAAAUGUCAUCAAUAUCUUGAACCCGUCGAAAUAUACAGUUAUUCAAGACGAUUGCAUUCUUGAAAUUUUCUUAGGAGGAAUUACUCCAGAAUUUUCAAUCGAAUUUCCAAACAAAAGAGCAGCCGAAAUCGUUCUCGGAAUCUACAUUUCAGAUACACCUAUCGGUUUUAAUCAUGUUACUACAUUCCUUAGCUCCAUAUCUUCUCUAAAUAACAUUGAAAAAUUUUUCAAAAAUGUUCAAUAUGUUUUACCUCCUGAAGUAAAUUCGAAUCUCGACCAGAUAAUCUCAUCGAAUGGAUGCCAAUUAUUAUUUUACGCUAUGCUUUUACCCCCAGAAGAAACAAAAAUUUCAGAUAAAAAUGCACUUUUCUUUGUUUCGCUUAUUGGCAACAAGAUCUACCCAUUUUAUCGAUGCAUCAUUGAGAAUAACCUCGAAGAACUACAAUCCAAUAACAUUAUUCUCAGACAAAAUUCAUUAUUAACAACUGUUACGUCCUGCCUUCUCAAAGAGAUCGGAAAGACAUUCCUUGCUAAUAUAGUACUCAAGCUGAACGCGAUUGUUAACAAUACUUCAGCUAAUUUCCAAUCAAAUGAUAUGGAUAUGGAACAAGCCAUUAGUUUCGCUCAAAACGUCUUCCACCCCACAUUCAACGCUAUUGUCAAUAGCGUAUCCUACCUUCCAAACCCCAUCAAGUCCAUUCUAAGAUGCUUUUUCAUCAGAGCUUUGAACCAUUGCGUAAACGAAGUCGGGCCAAUCAUAGUCAUUCCGAACUUGUUCUUACUGAGAUUUGUUUUCCCAGAGUUUACGGCCCAAAAUAAAGAAAACAUGAAAUUCAUCUCAAAAAUUUCUCAGUCAAUUAUGAAUGUUUUCUAUUUCCAUGGAUGGGAAGCUGAUAGAUCACCUCCAGAACUCGUAAAACUUAACGAAAAGUACGUUUAUCCGCUUUUCGCUUCAAUUCCGAAAUUUAUUCAAGAUUUGAUCACAGUUUCGGACAACGACUUACUUGGACCAAUCCCAUGUCCUGGCGACAUCAAGAUCAACCUAAUUGACUACUUUUCACCUGCAGCAGAAAGAUUUACUAGUUUGAAUCUCGAAAGCGCGAAUAGUUAUGUACAAGACAGCUUUGAUUUAGUAUCAAUCACUCAGAUGAUUGAAGAAUCUACAUUCGAUAUCCACGAAUCUUGCGAAGGCGUUGUUUUUGAAUAA